AUGCAAAGCCACUCCCAUUACCAUUUUACAGACAUUGAAGCUGUACCUAUUAAAUCAAAAGUCGAUUCAACUAAAUGUACGGAAAUUCCGCACUCUCCUUCCACGUCCCUUUCUUGCCCCACUGCAAAACCACCCCGCCACAUCUUCGCCUGCAUCCAUAGCCACAGUCGGCUGGCUCUCUGCCUCUCGAGCAACAACCAUAAUCCAACCCAAGAUUCAUCCUUACCAGACAUCAACACAAAGCGGUGCACGGUGGCGGGCCUCAAGCGCAAAAUGGACGACUACGGCAGCGAGACGGAUAGCGACUAUACGAGCUACUGGCGAGACUGGUUCAUCUCGUCUCGAGGCAAUGAGUACUUCUGCGAAAUCGACGAGGAAUACCUGAUGGACCGCUUCAACCUGACGGGCCUCAACACCGAGGUCCAAUACUACCAAUACGCGCUCGACCUGGUGACGGACGUCUUCGACCUCGACUGCGACGACGAGAUGCGCGAGACGAUUGAGAAGUCGGCGCGUCAUCUGUACGGCCUUGUCCACGCGCGGUACAUUGUGACGACAAGAGGUCUGACAAAGAUGCUGGACAAGUACAAAAAGGCCGAGUUUGGCAAGUGCCCGCGCGUCGACUGCCUGCUGCACCCGCUGCUCCCCAUGGGCCUGUCCGACGUGCCCAACCACCGGCCGGUCAAGCUGUACUGCGGGCGGUGCGAGGACAUUUACAACCCCAAGUCGUCGCGGCACGCCGCCAUCGACGGCGCCUACUUUGGCACGUCGUUCCAAAACAUCAUGUUCCAGGUCUACCCGACCCUCAUGCCCUCCAAGAGCCUCGAGCGCUACGUGCCCCGCGUCUACGGCUUCAAGGUGCACGCCGCCGCCGCGCUCGUCCGCUGGCAAAACGCCGAGCGCGACGACAUGCGCUACCGCCUGCGCCAGGCCGAUAUCGAGACGCGCUUCCGGGACGAUGACGACGACGACGACGAUGAUGUCGAGUUUGAGGGCGUGGACACGCGGGUUGCGCGAGUGCAUUGA
Molecule: messenger RNA, 1026 nt
Organism: Cordyceps militaris CM01
Lineage: Eukaryota; Fungi; Ascomycota; Sordariomycetes; Hypocreales; Cordycipitaceae
Product: casein kinase II beta subunit
Exons: 3
Coding region: 1-1026 (341 amino acids)
Cellular component (GO): protein kinase CK2 complex; cytoplasm
Molecular function (GO): protein kinase regulator activity
Source: RefSeq, a predicted model, not a curated record